Molecule: messenger RNA, 2472 nt
Organism: Coccidioides posadasii C735 delta SOWgp
Lineage: Eukaryota; Fungi; Ascomycota; Eurotiomycetes; Onygenales; Onygenaceae
Source: RefSeq, a predicted model, not a curated record
CGGACAAUCACUCUCAGACAGUCCCUCUAGAUAUCGCCUCAAUUGAUUGAAAGGAUCUGGUGUUCUUCUUCCCCUGUGGCAUUCCUUCUCUUGUGACUCAAUUGCUCGCCACCAGCUCCCUGGCUAGCUUCUCUCAUCUUGUCUCAUUUGCUUUUUUUUUUUUUCAGCAGUGGACAGCAAUCUCUACAGGUCCGGACCCUAAGAGAAAAGCACAAGGUGUUAUUCAAGCCUCGCUGCAGACCAAAAUAAACACUUCCGGAAGCCCUGCAGAAAUUCAACACACUUGUUUUGUCCUACAUUCUCUCCUUUGAUCAGAUAAAUAAACAUCACAAACCACCAAACAGCCCUGUCAACUCAACCACUAACGCUACUUUCCGCCUCUUUCUUUGUCCUUCUCCCUUCCUCUGCUUUGUCUGCUUCUGCCAACUUGAUGCUGCUGUUCGUUCUUUAACCCUCUGCAACCUGUCGUUCUCGCUUCGUUAGCAGCCAAAAUGGACAGUCACCUGGACCACACCCGUCAUCGCAGCAUCUCUUCGAAUCCAAACGAAGGCGCAGCUCUGCCUUGGAUCCUGGAACACCUGCUUGCGUAUCCCGGAAACUAUGAGAUCCCCCUUCGAACUAUGUACACAUUGAAUUCGACUUCAAUCGCCCAGCCUCCCGCUCUCUCGCCGCCGUUAGUCCCGCCCAGCUCGGCAUUCUCUCGCGAAGCUCAGGGCAACGCGUUUCCGGCCGCCAGGACCACCAACGACAAGCAGAAUGUGCCGAACGUGUCUGAUACUGCCGCGAUGUUCAAGGCACAGCUGAUGUCCCAGAUCUCGCAGUUGCCCUCGCAGCCGUGCUCGCUUCCGCCCACCUUCAUUACGUCCUUUGUUCGUCGAUGCUUUCCGCCGGUCGUUGAAGAGGUUGACUUUCCUCAGGCUUUGACAGCUUUGGAUUACCUUCGGGACCUCGAGAAUCGCAGAAGAAAGGGGGUCAUGGACGCCUUGCACAGACUGGGCAUUACUGGUGCCGAAGGGGAAAAGCAGGAUCUUUCAAAGCGCUAUCCUGGUGUGCUCACAUGGAUUGACGCCAUGGAAUGCAAAGAAAGAGUUGCUGCUGCACUGUAUACUCAAGUUUACAUACGCCUUCGUCGCUGGACUUUGAUCAACGAAAUGCUACUCGAGCCGUUUAACAAGGCUAACUGUAUUGCCAUGCUCAAUACCUUGUUCCCACCGAUCGUCGGCACCCCGCCUACUUCUCAUCUCAAUUCGAAAAUCCUCAACGACCAGAGAAACGGCUUCUUUGACCUCAUCCUGGAUGUUGGAAAGCGGGGAAAGCGGGUUCUUGAGCCAAUGAUUCAACAGGAUAUGCGUCCCGGCGAUGCUACCGGAUGGCCUGUCGCCCAAGAGUAUAUCGAUAAAUAUCUUCGUGCAGCUACUGCAAUCAUUGACGAAUGCGCUGACGUUACAAGCCGACAAUAUUUCGAGGAGCCACCAUUCGAAAGGAAACACAAGGGAAGAAAGAUUGAUUCCGGGAUCAGUUUUAUGUCUGUCGACAGACCAUCCACAAGCAGCAGCAUCACUAGCCACAAUAGCAAGCUCCUCAACAAACCGCUUCCCCAGUCUCCCACCUCAGCUAAGUCCAAACAUGGCGGAACAACACUGGAAAGAAUUGCCAAAGAAAUUCGCAAGAUCAAAUCGCGUGGUGACCUGGGGGAGUCGGCAAAGGAAGAAAAGAAGGCCUCCAAGGGCCUCAAAAAAAUGCGAUCCGGUCUCCUCAAGGACAAAGAGAAGCGUCACUCCGGCAGUUCGGACAGUGAUCCGCCUUUUGAUCCAGAAGAGUUCAAACAGCGCAGAAUGGAGUGGGAGGCGAAGAAUGCCGACAAGCUCGAACAUGCCCGUCGGAUCAGCAAUUCAUGAGCGAAACACGAUUCACUUCAGGAAAUGAGUAUUAUGAGUAUAUGAUGAUAUCGGCGUUUUUCGGAGUCUUCCAACAAAAUCUUCAUGCUCGACCUUUUUCUUUUUAUCGUACGCGUUGUUUCAUUUUGAAUUGUAUUUUGGUGAGGAACUGUUGAGUUAUCCGCCGUUCAAUAAGCCCACUGCAAAUGCUGUUUACGGAGAAAUCUGGCGCACGGUAUCGGAUUGAAUAUCACCUCGAAGAUGGAUGUGGCUCUCACGAGCGUUAAAAAAAAAAAAAAAAAAAAAAAAAAAAAGGCAAAGCAAAACUGUUUCCUUUUGGGCGCUUUCGCUGACGGCGAUGAGUGGUCUGCGUUUCCUUUACUGCCACUGCGUACGCCUUAUUUUGAGGUUCCCCACUUCAUCUUUCUUCGUUUGGAUUCUGGCACAUUGUAUGAAACCCUUAUUCCACCAUGUUUUAUUGUCUGUUCGUUAAAGAGGUCUGUUACCGAGCUACCUGUGAUGACUUGAGAUGCCGAUGUCGAUGUAUCUUUGAUAUGUCUGCAGUGUGAAUGAUACGUGAAUGAUUCGCUUGAUG